Molecule: messenger RNA, 1637 nt
Organism: Ziziphus jujuba (common jujube)
Lineage: Eukaryota; Viridiplantae; Streptophyta; Magnoliopsida; Rosales; Rhamnaceae
Product: GDSL esterase/lipase EXL3-like
Exons: 5
Coding region: 202-1296 (364 amino acids)
Biological process (GO): lipid metabolic process
Cellular component (GO): extracellular region
Molecular function (GO): lipase activity
Source: RefSeq, a predicted model, not a curated record
AAGCAGAAAAGGCAGUCUCACGUUUUGUGUAUAAAAAGCACAUAUAGCCACCUGAAUGAGACCGACAAAGUAUCUCUCAACUUUUUUCCAAUUUUCCCUUUUUUCUUUUUAAUUUUAUUUAUCUCUUAUUAUACUCAAGAGAGUGAGAGAAAGAAAGAAAGAAAGAGUUGCUCUGUAACGUGUAAAAUUAAGAUAGCAGAAAUGCAACUGUGCAGCUCUUCUUCUCCAAUUCCAAUACUGAUGAUAUUGUAUUCAGUUGCAGUGUUUGUUGUUCUUAUCAAACCUUGCAAGGGUUUGAUAAAGCUGCCACCAAAUCAGGUAAUUCCAGCAGUAAUAGUGUUUGGAGAUUCGAUCAUGGAUACUGGCAACAACAACGACCUGAAGUCUCUUGUUAAGUGUAACUUCCCUCCCUACGGCCAGGAUUUCAAGGGCCAAAAACCAACUGGCAGGUUUGGUAAUGGAUUUGUGCCCUCUGACUUCAUAGUGCAAGAAUUAGGAAUAAAAGAGUUGCUGCCAGCAUAUUCAGAUCCAAAUAUUCGUCCUCAAGAUCUUAUCACGGGUGUUUGCUUUGCUUCGGGUGGCACAGGAUUUGAUCCCAUGACACCCAAAAUAGCGGCAGUGUUGUCUUUCGAUGAUCAACUAAAAAUGUUCAGAGAAUACAUUGGGAAGCUUCAAGCAAUGGUUGGAGAAGAGAGAACAAAAUUCAUAUUAGCCAAUAGCCUGUUUCUCGUGGUAGCAGGAAGUGACGACAUAGCCAAUACCUACUUUACUAUUCGUGUCAGAAAAUUGCAAUACAGUGUUCCUGCUUACACUGACCUUAUGGUCAACUCUGCCUCCAGUUUCAUCCAGGAAAUUUAUGGACUUGGAGCUAGAAGGAUCGGAGUGUUCAGUACCCCACCAAUUGGAUGUGUGCCAUCCCAAAGGACAUUGGGGGGAGGAGUACUCAGGGAGUGUGCACAAGAAUACAAUGGAGCCGCAACAUUAUUUAACUCUAAACUCUCUGCCACGUUGGACUCCUUAACCUCUCACCUGCCAAACAGCAAGUUGGUCUACAUUGAUGUUUACACUCCUCUACUCGACCUCAUUCUCAACUAUCAAAAAUAUGGAUUUGGAUAUGUGAACAAAGGGUGCUGUGGCACAGGGGCCAUAGAGGUUGCAGUACUAUGCAACCCCUUAUCUCCCACGUGUACAAAUUCGUCGGAUCAUGUCUUCUGGGAUAGCUAUCAUCCCACAGAAGCAACAUACAGAUUCCUAAUUCCCAAACUUAUGAAUAAAUAUAUCAAUGCCUUUUUCUAGAACACCUGAUGUUAUCGACUCCCCCUAAAUUUCUUGUUUUGACAUCGGAAUCAGAUCCAUUGGUUUCUUAUGUCCCCUUUGAUUUCCUCAAGCAUAAUUGUCGAUUUCCAAUUCAUAAAUAUAUGUAUAUCUUACCAGAUUAAUUAUAUUGUUCUCGUUGAUUGAGAUUGUGAUUAUUGAAAUCAAAUUAAUCACAAGAUAUAUAAAUUCUAGUGCUCUCCAUUAUUCCCUUCGUAAAAUUUUCAUCCAUGAGUCUACUUCGAAUUGUAUCCUGUUUCUAUGGUGGGAAACUUUACAUUAAUCUCUAUUUCAAUAUUAUUUAAAAGCCAUAGCUUUCUGUA